This is a messenger RNA of Racocetra fulgida, 347 nucleotides long. The record is from the annotation of a GenBank genome assembly. NCBI's taxonomy places the organism in Eukaryota, Fungi, Glomeromycota, Glomeromycetes, Diversisporales, Gigasporaceae.
AUGAACCAUACGGAAAACGAAAACAAUAAUAAGGAUAAUAAGGACACCAAGACUUCAGUCAAGACUUCAGUCAAGACUUCAGUUACACCCAAGACAUCACCCAAAGUAGCAUCGAAAGAAAUUAAUAAGGUUACAACAACAACAAAUCAUAAAAAAGUCAAUAAAAAGGAGAAUAAUUCAAGACCACGAUUACUUUCACGAUGUACGCAUCCCAAACAUGAAGUGUAUACGGACAAAACGACAAAGCCACCGACCACAAGUCCAGCAAGCAAGAAACGUAAAAAUAAUCAAGGAAAAGAAGUAACAUAUGAUGUAGAAGGACGAGCUUUAGUUCCUAUGCCUAAACG